AUGCAUAAACUCCUUAUCGAUCAUCUAAACCUUCAAAUCGAACAUGAACAAGAGGAGUUCCAAGAGGCCCAGGCUGCACCAAUAUUUACUGUACCUGUGUUUGAACACAUUGAAAAAGAACUUACUGAUAGUUCUGAAUCUCGUUUCCCACAAUAUGGACUACUUGGUGGUCUAUCUGAGAAAUUGAGUGAGAAAACAACUGUUUCUAAUAACGGUCAAGACCCUCGCAUAUUCUUCAAUAUCGCAUCCCCAUCAAGCACUUUUGUCUGCGGGUCUCAAGGCUCAGGCAAAAGUCAUACAUUAUCCUGCUUACUCGAGAAUUGCUUAUUCUCCUCCAAAGCUAGCAAGCUCGUGAAUCCCCUUACUGGUCUUGUUUUCCAUUACGAUACAUUCAUAUCUGACGCAGGAGGGUCGCCUUGCGAAGCAGCUUUCCUCUCAUCAAACCCCGACAUUACAGUACGGGUGUUGUGCUCACCUGCAAACAUACGCAUUAUCCAACGAGUGUAUCAUGGCCUGAACGUUCAGAUUGAACCGUUGUGUAUCAAUGAAAGUGAUCUCAAUACAAAGCGCAUGCUAGACCUUAUGGCGGUGAGCCAAGAUGAUGGACCGAUGCCAUUAUAUUUGCAUAUAGUGAAUCGAAUCCUGCGAGAUAUGCGCAUCGAGCAGCAGGAGGCCAAUACUACAUUCGAUUAUCAAAGCUUUAAGCUGCGGCUUAUGGAUACCGGUAUGACUCCUGCCCAGUUGGGACCGCUCAGUCAGCGGCUUGAUACACUAGAGAGCUUUAUGCCUAAAGCACAGACGGGUGCCGAGCAAUCGUACAUGAGAAGAGGUGGGUUUCGGGGAAAGGGCAAGGAAAGGGGGAAGGCUGCAGGCAAGACUGGGAACGAUUGGACUCCCGAGCCUGGCCGCCUUACCAUUGUGGACCUCUCAUGUCCUUGUAUUACGUCGGAAGGGGCUUGCUCCUUAUUCAAUAUCUGUUUGAGCAUCUUUCUCGAACAAAAUUUAGAUGUAGGUCGAGUUAUCGCGCUAGAUGAGGCCCAUAAAUAUAUGAACACCUCAGCUGAAGCAUCAACUCUGACGAAUACCCUCCUCUCUACUGUUCGACUACAACGGCACCUUGGCGCUCGUGUUAUUAUCUCUACGCAGGAACCAACAAUUUCUCCUUCGCUUUUGGAUCUAUCUUCAAUUGUUAUUGUGCAUCGAUUCACUUCACCGGAAUGGUUGAACAGCUUGAAACGCCACCUUGCAGGUGCUACUUCUAAUUUGCUUGAUGGUGAAAAUGCAGAUUCAGAUGGUCUUGCGAGUUCAAGAGGGAACGGGGAUGGUGCGAAAAGAUUGUUUGCCGAAAUUGUAAAGCUAAGGGUUGGCGAAGCGUUGUUGUUUUCCCCUAGUGCUAUGAUAGACGUUGAAGUAGGUAGUAACGGUAAAGUGGCAAUGAAGAGGCUUGGUGAUGGUUUCUUGAAGAUUCGAGUUAGGAUAAGAUUGACUGCUGAUGGAGGCAAGAGUAUUGUGGCAACUUAG
Messenger RNA from Sclerotinia sclerotiorum 1980 UF-70, 1521 nucleotides. RefSeq lists its product as hypothetical. Lineage: Eukaryota; Fungi; Ascomycota; Leotiomycetes; Helotiales; Sclerotiniaceae. The record is from RefSeq and is a predicted model, not a curated record. Bases 1 to 1521 code for a protein of 506 amino acids. The transcript has 4 exons.